AAUUUCGCAGCGGCGCCAAAAACUACCCGGGAAAUCCAGUGUAAUCUUUUAAGCGCGAAAACCACCGAUUUUAUCUCCCGCCAUUUCAAGUGCUCAAAUGGCAACGCCAAUGCCAAACCCACUCCUCUCUCACUCAGUUUCUCUCUUUCCGCCAAAACCUGACAAACAGUGAGAGCCCAUCUCAAGAAAGAUGGAUCUCUCAGACAUAGCAAGGAAGCUUGACCUCUCCGACUCCAAGCACGUCAUCCGCAGAGCCUCCGAGCUCCGCCGUCUCUGUGACAUCCAGUUUGACUCUUCUAUAAUCGGCGUCGGUGAGGUAUGCAAAGCUGUGAUUUGCUUAGAAAUCGCCGCAACAAGGUCGGGGCUUCUGUUCGAUCGGCAAAAAGCGAUAAGGUUGAGUGGGAUGUCCGAAAAGGCUUACACCAGAUCCUACAAUUCCAUGCAGAACGGUCUUGGGGUCAAGAACAAGCUGGAUGUUAGAGAACUGGCAAUUCAGUUUGGGUGCGUUAGGAUCAUCCCCUUUGUGCAGAAGGGUUUGUCUCUUUACAGGAGUCGGUUUCUUGCAUCACUGCCAGCGUCUCGGCGGGCAAGUGCUGACUUCACUCGACCUGUCUUCAUUGCCGUGGCAUUCUACUUGUGUGCCAAAAAACACAAGCUAAAGGUAGACAAACUUAAGUUGAUUGAGCUCUGUGGUGCAUCUGAAUCUGAAUUCUCUUCGGUUUCUACUUCCAUGAAGGACUUGUGCUUUGAUAUUUGUGGGAUUGAAAAGGAAAAGAAAGAUCCCAAGAAUGUCAAGGGAAACCGAGAACUUCUAGAUGUUUUGCCAGAGAAAAGAAAACUUGAGGAUGGUGGUUAUUCAUCUGAUGAAGGAGCUGAGCCUUCAAGUUACAAGAAGCACAAAAAGAUGGAAAAGCACGCCUAUGAGGGUUGGAAAACCACUGUCAUUGCAUCAAAUAACCAAACCAAGGCAAAAGUUCUUUGCAAGCCCACCAGACAAACUCGGCUAGACUUUCUCAAGGACGUACCCGAUACCCAGAACUUGAAGGCUGUAUAGGACGACAUCUGAAAACGAACUUAUCAAUAUCCAAAGAAAUCAUAUGCAAACUUUGAGUGAAAUGUAUCAAAAGUACCAAAACUUCAGCCAUGAAUAUAUGAUGAGGUGCUGUGUUUUGGGCUGGGCUGAUUUGUUCUUACCUUGUGAAUCUGAUAUUGGAAGAGAAUAAAUUUAAUUGAUAGGUACAAUUGGUUA
Prunus dulcis (almond) is the source of this 1249-nucleotide messenger RNA. Its product is annotated as origin of replication complex subunit 6. Gene Ontology annotation, molecular function: DNA binding. NCBI's taxonomy places the organism in Eukaryota, Viridiplantae, Streptophyta, Magnoliopsida, Rosales, Rosaceae. The transcript has 10 exons. Gene Ontology annotation, biological process: DNA replication; DNA replication initiation. The record is from RefSeq and is a predicted model, not a curated record. Gene Ontology annotation, cellular component: nuclear origin of replication recognition complex. The coding region runs from base 191 to 1054 and encodes 287 amino acids.